GCCCCCUCCGCCCCCCGGUCCCGGCACGGGGCUCGGGGAUGCCCGCCAGCAUGUUCAGCAUCGACAACAUCCUGGCCGCUCGGCCGCGCUGCAAGGACUCGGUGCUGCCGGUCGCUCCCAGCACCGCCGCGCCCGUCGUCUUCCCGGCCCUGCACGGGGACUCGCUCUACGGCGCCGGCAGCGCCGCCUCCUCGGACUAUGGCGCCUUCUACCCGCGCCCCGUGGCCCCCGGCGGCGCAGGCCUCCCGGCCGCGGUCGGCGGCUCCCGCCUGGGCUACAACAACUACUUCUACGGGCAGCUGCACGUGCAGGCGGCGCCCGUGGGCCCGGCCUGCUGCGGGGCCGUGCCGCCGCUGGGCGCCCAGCAGUGCUCCUGCGUCCCGACGCCCCCAGGCUACGAGGGCCCCGGCUCGGUGCUGGUGUCCCCGGUGCCGCACCAGAUGCUGCCCUACAUGAACGUGGGCACGCUGUCGCGCUCCGAGCUGCAGCUCCUCAACCAGCUGCACUGCCGGCGGAAGCGGCGGCACCGCACCAUCUUCACGGACGAGCAGCUGGAAGCGCUGGAGAACCUCUUCCAGGAGACCAAGUACCCGGACGUGGGCACGCGCGAGCAGCUGGCCCGGAAGGUGCACCUCCGGGAGGAGAAGGUGGAGGUCUGGUUUAAAAACCGCCGGGCCAAGUGGAGGCGGCAGAAGCGGUCCUCGUCGGAGGAGUCGGAAAACGCCGAGAAGUGGACCAAGCCGUCUUCCAAGGCGUCGCCGGAGAAGAGGGAAGAGGAAGGUAAAAGCGAUUUGGACUCGGACAGCUGACGGCCGCAGGCCGGCCUGGCGCUUGCCUCACGGGAAGGACUUGCACAGACAGACGAUGCUACUUUGUUGCACACACGCUGCCUUGCAGGAGGGGUCGGACGAGGAACGAGGAAGGAGGAGCUGUAAAUAGUGUACAGAGCCGGGAG
Messenger RNA from Myotis myotis, 955 nucleotides. RefSeq names its product goosecoid homeobox (gene GSC). Lineage: Eukaryota; Metazoa; Chordata; Mammalia; Chiroptera; Vespertilionidae. Bases 39 to 809 code for a protein of 256 amino acids. Gene Ontology annotation, biological process: regulation of transcription by RNA polymerase II. Gene Ontology annotation, cellular component: nucleus. Gene Ontology annotation, molecular function: DNA-binding transcription factor activity, RNA polymerase II-specific; RNA polymerase II cis-regulatory region sequence-specific DNA binding. The record is from RefSeq and is a predicted model, not a curated record. The transcript has 3 exons.